AUGUCUCAUCUUAGGUCUUGGGGAAUCCUGGUGAAAACUUUGCAUAUCCCAAAUGAAAAAUGGAAAUUCUUUGAUGGAGAUGAUGAUUUCUACCCAUUCCUUCGAUAUUCAUUGAAUAAAAAGCGACGAUGGGAGAUAGAUUUUUUGGAGGAUUUGGCUGAAACUCAAGAGUUUUAUGGAGAGAAUGUAGAGGUGUUGUUUUUGGAGAGGUCUCGAACGGAAGCGUAUGAUUGGCCACAUUACUACGAAACAACUCUUCCAGGACAAUUCAGAAUUCGGGCGGUGCAUCAGCUCGCUGAUUGCGAAUCGCGCCACAAGCAGAAGGAAAUCUACAAAAAACAAGAAGUAAAUUCAAUUUUCGGGCAGGAUUUUAGGAAUUUUGAUGCGUCGAAAAUUAUGGAGAAUAAAAGUGUGGUGGCCUAUAAUUUCAUCAGGUCGCAAGAGAAUUAUUUGAAGAUUUUCAAGAAGAAAUUGAUAAGGAAGAAGGAUAAUGAAUGGCCCCACACCACCGGUUGGCAACGGGUAAAACGACGGGAAGCAAUCGACAUGGAGAUCAGAAAUCUGCAUAACGAUUUGGAAGAUAAUUCUGCAACAGAAAGUUCGGAAUUUGAGAUUGAAUCUGAAUCAAUUAGUGAUCGAAAAUUCUACAACUUGGAGGAGCAUAUCAAAGAGAAGCGGGUUAAACGACGGUGCUAA
This is a messenger RNA of Caenorhabditis remanei, 696 nucleotides long. RefSeq lists its product as uncharacterized. The coding region runs from base 1 to 696 and encodes 231 amino acids. The transcript has 4 exons. NCBI's taxonomy places the organism in Eukaryota, Metazoa, Nematoda, Chromadorea, Rhabditida, Rhabditidae. The record is from RefSeq and is a predicted model, not a curated record.